AUGCAUCCUGAUGUCAGGGGGGUGAUGCAGCCAAAAAACCUCCUUCUUUUCAAAGAGAUGCAGAGAGAUGCUUGUGUGGGCGACGAGAAUCUGUUCCAUGACCUUACUUCGGGUUUCCGCAUCACAGGUGAGUUGGAGCCAUCAGGGCAGUUUCCUCCCAAGUGCAAGGCGGCGGCUCUGUCUGUGGAUGAUCUUCGGAAGACGGCGAAAGGGGCGAAACACCUAUUUGCGUCAUCGUGUCGCAAAGCGGCCAAGGAUAAAGCCGUGGCGAGAGCUGUAUGGCAGGAAUCCCUUGACCAGGUCCAGAGGGGGUGGCUUCCCGGACCAUACAGUUCUUCGGAGGAUGCACGAGUUGGCCCCGAUUGGGUCGCGUCAAAGAGGUUCGGCAUAGUACACGGAGAGAAAAUCCGAGCAGUGGACGACUUGUCCGAAUAUAUGGUCAACUCUACUGUCUCCGAGUCAGAGAAAAUCGUUCUCGAUGGAAUUGAUGAAAUAUUGGCAGUGGCACGCUUUUUCGGAGGAGCGAAAACGGGGGGAGUGCAAGAAUUCAAGCUUCCAGCGCAGGAUGGCAGCGUGUUCAGAGGACGGCUACACGAUGACUUCCGAAAAGGGAGGCCCAGGCUCCUGCGUGGAAGGGCUUUGGAUCUUAAAAGUGCUUACAAGCAACUUGCACGCCGCCCCGAGGAUAGGUGGGCAUCAGUGCUCGCGGUGCUGGAUGUUGAUCGCGAUUGCGUGAUGUUCUUCGAAUCCCUGCACUGCCGUUCGGUUGCCAAAGGUGAUAAGCUAAAAGGGUUUGCCGAUGCCUUUAAUAUGCUUGGUGCCAGGAUUUCCUUUGCAGAAGUGCCUGUUUACACCGAUGGUGCAUGUGAGGCCUCUAGCAUCACUAUGGGGGCAGUUCUUGUCGACCUGUCAGGCACCAAGGAAUUUUUCGGCUGUCCUGUGCCCGAGCCGUUGGUGCUGACAUGGCGGCGGUCCGGCAGGACUCAACUGAUCUUCUUCACUGAAAUCUUCCCAGUUCUUGUGGCCAAGAAAACUUGGAGUGAGAUUUUGAAGAAUCGCAGGGUUUUCUUUUACAUCGACAAUGAGGCUGCGAAGGCGGCUUUGAUACGUGGGUUCUCGCCCCUUCUGGAUGCUUCAGACAUGUUGUUUGAGAUAUUAAUAUUCGAGCAGGAUGUUCUGCUUCAAUGCUUGCCUUGGUAUUCCCGUGUACCUUCAAAAAGCAACUGUGCAGAUUCCGCUUCGCGCUGGGAGUUUGAUGUGUAUGGCACCGACUUCCGACAAGUGCAGCCUGCCCUUGAGUGA
Symbiodinium pilosum is the source of this 1302-nucleotide messenger RNA. Lineage: Eukaryota; Dinophyceae; Suessiales; Symbiodiniaceae. The record is from the annotation of a GenBank genome assembly.